Messenger RNA from Boleophthalmus pectinirostris (great blue-spotted mudskipper), 8646 nucleotides. It is a transcript of the gene cttnbp2, whose product is annotated as cortactin binding protein 2. Gene Ontology annotation, molecular function: protein binding. Gene Ontology annotation, cellular component: glutamatergic synapse. The record is from RefSeq and is a predicted model, not a curated record. NCBI's taxonomy places the organism in Eukaryota, Metazoa, Chordata, Actinopteri, Gobiiformes, Gobiidae. The coding region runs from base 108 to 5258 and encodes 1716 amino acids. The transcript is spliced from 25 exons. Gene Ontology annotation, biological process: regulation of synapse organization.
CCCCGCGUCUACCCGCUCUCUGUCACCCUGGUGUUUCGUCCACAAACCGCCGCUGCUUCGCUCUUUUCGCUUCAUGCUUCAGCGCCGCAGGAGUUAACGCGCGCCGGAUGCGCCUCGCUUCAGCGCGCCGCUCCACUUCGAAGAUGGCGUCGGAGGGAGCCAGCGGAGAGGCUCCGGGACAGUCCCUUACCGCGGCCGUGCUGACCAGCGCCGACACGAAAUGUGGUCUGAACAUGGAUAACCUGAGUAAGCCUGAGCUGCUGACUCUCCUCAGUAUCAUGGAGGGAGAGCUGGAGGCACGAGACCUGGUCAUCGAGGCACUAAGGGCCCAGAGGAAGGAGGUGUUUCUUCAGGAGCGUUAUGGACACUUUCAGUUGAGGGACCCGUUCCUGGCUCUGCAGAGGGACAUGCAGUGCUCCGUCUCUGGGGACAAAGACACUCGAGUCCCAGGCUCCAGCCCCAUGGCCGUGCUGCAGGCCGUCAUGUCCCACUGCAGGAAGAUGCAGGAGAGGAUGUCUGCACAGCUCGCCGCCGCCGAGACCAGGCACAAGAGGUUGGAGAUGGAGAAGCUUCAGUUGCAGAGCCUGGAGCAGGAGCACCGUAAGCUAACGGCGCAGCUAAAGGACGAGCGCGACAAGAACAAGCAUAUCGUCAUGAUGCUAGUGCGCGAGUGCAAGCAGCUAGCCACGCGCGUCGUAGAGGAGUCGCAACGAUUCGACGAACUACAGACGAGAUACGACGAGGAAACGCGUGGCUCCGGGCGACUACAGGAGGAGCUGGAAAACGAGAAGCAAAAAUCUCAACAAAUGGAGGCUACGAUGGAGAAACAGCUGUCUGAAUUCGACACGGAGCGGGAACAGCUACGCGCCAAGCUAAGCCGAGAAGAGACAGAGAACCAAAACUUGCGACAACAAAUCGAAACACUCAGGACUGGUCAGAGCGAUAGCAAAGAGGCUAAAGCUAACGAGCCCUCUAGCAAAAUGGAAAUUAGUAAAGUUGAAACUGCUUCGGUUUCCGUAGCGACAGAUCCGGUACCAUCCAGAACAAUAUCGUGCCAAACGGACAGCGAGGUCGAGGCGCCGAAAAAGGGCCCUCUGAGCAUCCCUGUGAAGCCAAGUCCAGCGAAUUACGUGGGGCUGAGUUUACCGAAAACCCGGGCGCUGAGUUCGGAAAACGGAUCAGAGUCGGCGCAGCACGCAAGUGGAAUACCGACUGGAGUCAGCCCUCGAGUCCAGGCCGCCAGGUACAAGUUCCAGGAGCAGGACCAAAAUCAGAACGGGUCUCAGAGCAGUCCUCCCGCCAGAGACCUCUCCCCAACCAACAGAGACACCAACUUCGCAGCCAAACAGCAGGCCAGGCACACGGUCACACAGGUUUUAUCGCGGUUCACGAGUCCCCCGAGCUCCACGCCGCUGCGACCGGGCCUUCCCCACUCGGCCUCGGAGAGCGGGCCGUUUCCGGGGCGACUGAGCCACCCGAUCGGCAUGAAGUCCCCCACCGUCGCCCGCAUUGACCGAGGGAACCCGCCACCCAUCCCGCCCAAAAAGCCGGGCCUGUCGCAGACCCCCGCCCCCUCCGUGAAGGCGGGGGAGGGGGGCAGGGGGGGACUAAAGAUCACACCACAACUGCCCCCCAAACCGGCGCUGGACCUGGUACCUCCGCUGGCCGCCUCUCAGACCAAGACGGCUGCCGCAGCAUGUGCCCCUCCCCCUCCAUCCUCCCCCGACUGCGUUAGCCUCCUGGCAGCAGCAUCAGGCUGCUGCCCCCCCUUAGCGCCCGGGUCGGGGGGAGCCUGGUCCGGAGCCCUGGACUCAGACCUGCUAAAGCUCCCUGCUGCUCUCCAGGAACACGCCACUUUAAUGUCAAUGUCAAUGCUGCUCAACCCACGACAAAAACUACAAAAACUACAACCCUCUGACUGUGAUCCCGCCCAAAAUCUCCCCUCCACCAAUCAGAACACUCUCCUGGACUGUGAUCCCACCCGCAAUGUGCUCUCAGCCAAUCACAGUGCUCCUUUGGCCUGUGGUUCCGCCCACAACGUACUCUCGGCUAAUCACAGUGUUCGUUCGGACUGUGAGCCUGCCGUCCCUGUUGUCUGCGCCAAUCACCGUACUCCCCUGGACUAUGAAUCCGCCCACAACCUGCUAUCAUCCAAUCGCAGUGCUCCCUCAGACUGUGAACACACCCACAAUCGCCUCUCCUCCAAUCACAGUGAUCCCUUAGACACUGAACCUACCCACUGCAUCUUCUCCUCCAAUCAUAACGCUCUCGUAGACUGUGAACCCGCCCACAAUGCACUCUCCGCCAAUCACAGCGCUCCCUUGGGCUGUGAACCCGCCCGCAACCUCCGUUCCUCCGAUCAGAGUGCGCUCUCAGACUGUGAACGUGACCAUAACGUCCUCUCCACCAAUCAUAUCGCACCCUUGGACUGUGAACCCGGCCGCUACCUCUCCUCAUCCAAUCACAACGCUCCACUCUUCGGCGAUCGGGAUUCCAUCGAAAACCUCAGAAUCUCCGCUCUCUUCGCUGCUGCUCAAAAUGGACAAACAGACUUUGUGGAGGAGCUGUUGUCUGUCGUCUCUGCUGAUGUCACUGAUCUGAAUGGACUGACUCCUCUGCACUUUGCCGCAGCUCAGGGACACUCCAGUAGUGUCUCUGCGCUCCUGUCCUCCAGGGCCCAGGUGGACGCUGUGUCCUCUGGAGGUGUGUCUGCCCUCACUCUGGCCUCUGAAGCUGGACAAACUCACUGUGUGCGCCUGCUGCUGGAGGCUGGGGCCGACCGCAAUGUCUCCACUACUGAUGGCUGCAGUGCCCUCCACGCCGCGGUGCGUUCAGGAAACCUCGAGCUUCUGCGUUUGCUGCUGUACCACACGAAUGACCCUCGCGUGACCCCUGACCUUCAGAGCGUUCCCAGAGUGAACUUGGACCCCACGGCGUCCCCCACUGUUGAGUCUAUGACACUGAACAUCUCCGCUGAACUUCUGAAUCAAACCAACACUGAAGGAUGGACCGCUGCUCACCUCGCUGCUGCUCAUGGGUUUAAGGAGUGUCUGGAGGAGCUGUGUUCUCAUCCUGAACAGAACCUGAACAUCAGAGACAAAUGGGACCGGACCAUCCACGAUCUGGCCACAGACGACUGCAAAGACCUGCUCGAGAACCUGAAUUCAUACCGCGUUGGUGUGGUGUUGCCUUGCUCAGCGGCUCCCGACGACUCUGCUCUGGUUGCCAGUUCUAUACCCCCUCUGGAUCAUUUAGACCUCGGUUCUGUGGUGAUAGACCGGUCCACAGCAUGGUCUCAACUCUGGCCUAAAGUGGUCCACAUAUUCAUGGACUACGUCAGGUCUCUGUGUGAAUGUCCAGAACUGGACCAGGAUCGAAACCAGGAUCAAGACAGACCUCUGGGACUCAGCCACCGCAGUAUCAAGUCUAUCUGCAUUGGAGACAGAGAGUGGAGUGUGGGUGAAGAGGUCUCAUUCUGUCCCUGGGAUCUGGUCCGAAAACUUCCAAGUCCCAGUGUCAGGGUCCGGCUCAAAGGUCUGUCUGAAUCAUGUCUGGAUGAAGUUGCUCUCUUCUCUCUCAUCCCUCUGUCCACGCUCAACAACUACGUACGACUGGUAGAACAGUAUGGAAACCUGAUGCUUCAUGGAGUCGAAGGCAGUCUCCAGGAAAACAUCGCUGCUGUGGUCGCUCACUGCAUCAAGAAAAAGCAGGAGGUGUUGGGUUUUCACUGUGAAGUCUUCAGAGUACAGGUGGACUCCAGUCUGACCAGAGAACAGCUCCUGGACUCCUUCAUCCAGGCUGGUCUUCUGGCUCCUGCAGGCUCAGAGGGAGGCGCUCGUGUUGUAGUGACAGUGGAGCACCUGGAGAGGGCGCUGUCUCUGUGUGCUCUGAUGGGAGACAUCUGCCACAGUCUGGACCAUAGAGGGCCACAGCACACGGUCCACACCAGCUCAGGCCCUCAUUGGUUGGUUGAAGGUGGUUACGUCAUCACCACGCUGUCUAAGCCCCGCCUCCAGGGCUCAGAGCUCCGCCUCCAGCAGCACCUGCGCUGGGUCUCCCUCCGAUGGGACCAAGAACCAGAGUCUGGACUUCUGUACCGGACCCUGAGAGCAAGACUACAGACUGCAGUAUGGUCCAAUGACAGCUCUCUGCACCGCUCGGCCUUGUGGGUAACGCGGUUCUGGCAGCGUCUGAACUCUUGUCUGUGUCGUCUGGGGACUACGGAGGCUCUGAUUGGACCUGAGCUGUUUAUGACCUGCCCCCUGUCCAGCGCCGAGGACACAGUCAGGUUUCUCUGUGCUCUGUGGAACUCUGUGGUGGUCCCACGAAUCGAACAGGCCAUCGUCUCCAGAGUGUCCCCCAGACGCUCCCCUCUCUCCCCCCACAGCCCCUCCUCCUCCUCCUCCUCGCCAGAGCCCACCGAGGGACAGACUCCGGGACAGAGAGCGCUGGUGAAGGCCGCUUUAAGCAUCGUCCUGAACAGAGCCGUGCUGCAGGACUGUCCCCUCUCCAGAUCAGAGAUGGACAAGUUCCUCCCAGACUUCACUGGCAGCUCUUUCCCUCUGUCGGCUCUGAGUCCAGACCCCAGACCCGUACCAAGAUCAGAAUCUGGACCAGGAUCUGGACCUGGAUCUAAACCCGGGUCUAUGCCUGCGAGACUCUGGAGGAGGAGGGAGCACAGGCUGAGACGCUCCAACACGUCCCCCAGGAAGAGAGCUGUUUCUGGGUCAGGCCUCAGCGGAGCGGGGGGGUCCUUCAGGGAGGCUUCUCAGUCCACCUCUGACGUCCGCUUCCUCUCCGGUGAUCAGCUCCACAGAGAGGGAAUGGGGCUGUGUGUGUUUUCAGACGAAGAGACAGAUCUGAUCAGAGAAUUACAGACCAUGUGCUCCAGCAAAUCUGAGCCAGACAUCAGCAAGAUCUCUCAAACCAAAGAAAUGUUCCCCAGUGAAAGCUCAAGACAACAGCAACAGCAGCAAAGAAACAAGACUCCUCCUGUCUCUCCAUCCAUCCCUCGUUCCAACUCGCGCUUGCCCCUCCCAACCACCAGAGUCUCCCACCAUCACCACCCCACACGCCCCAGUACUACAAAUACUACAGCUAUUACUACGACGACUACUAAUACUACAACUCCAGAUGACAACCAACAUUUUAUCAACAACAACCACCUUCAAAACCAGAGCCGGCGCAGCAGCGGAGACGACGUGUGGAUCCUGCAUGAGAACUACAUUACCCACAAUCCCUCUCUCCUGCCUCGUUAGCGCCCCCCAGCUGUAAAGACUCGUAGGACUCUUCGGACUUAAUCGUGAUUGUUGUGGUGACUUCGUACUGAAAUUGUGGGACCAUAGUUUUAUUAAGAUGAAUUUAAAAAGGCUUGGAUAUUUAGGAUUUAGAAUUAUGAAAUUGAAAGUAUUUGAAGAUUUAAAGCCGCACUGUGUAACUUUUAUAGUGGAAGGAUCUGUUACCUGCUUGUCUCCAUGCAGAUUGUGACUACGUCGUUGCCUGGAAUGUUCCGCAGUAUGGCAUUGCACUUAUUCAUCUUACAUUCAGUUACAAGUGUUUUAAAAAUGCAUCCUUGGCGUAGUUUGUGUAUAUAAAUGGCCACUGCCUUUCAAAUAGGAAGUGAGCAUGGAUUCACUUCCGGCUCCAUCCACUCUGGCUCCAAUUCACUUUGUACUGAAAAACUAAUUUUGUCAUUUUGGUCUUAAAUUGUUCAUAUUUACCCACUCUACAUGAUGCUGUGAUUAUUAUUUUGAUAUUAUGAUCGUGAAGCAAGAUAUGAACAUUAUUCUUUGUCCUGGUAGCGAAGGAACUUGAUGAUGAAGGGCUUUGGUUUGCGUGCACCCUGUUCACCAGAUCUGGGCCCGUGAGUGCGGUGGGUGUGCUCUAUCUCCGGUGGGCUGACAAAAACUCCUGAGCCCGUCACAGUCAUGAUGAAAUCCUACUUUUUAUCAUUUAACCAAUCACUGUUAUUUGGUAGUCACGUAUGUAAUGUGCCGCUAACGGGACUAACUGUUAUUUUAAGCUUUUCCCAAAUCCUGUAGGAAGAAGGGCAAUGAUUUCUUUCCUCUUGAUAAAAUUCACCAAACAUUCUUUCUGGUUCGUUCUGAUUUUAAAUCCUCAAUCUUGGGAAUCGUUGCCAACACAGAAUAUAUGGUUUUUAGCUGAUUGACUGGUGCCCAAACUGGCACUUCCAGGGUUUUUGCAAACCAUCUAUUGUAUUCUGAUUCCUGACUUAGUCCCUGGAGAGAAAUGAAAUUGAGCGGAGGCAUUAGGUGGCUCCAGCCUGGCCACCUGUUUGCUGCCCUUGGGGAUGUUUAUUAUCCGUAGGUUGGACCAUCUGGAACUAUUUUCCAAGUCAUCAACGCUGUCCUGGAGUGCUGUAGUUUGUCGUCGGUCAGUUUUGACAGUUGUUUCCAAGUCGUUUAGUCUUUUAAAGUUGUCACUCACUCUCACUUCAGUUUCAGAUAGGCGACUGUCCAACAAGUUGAGUUUCCCUCCCAGCGCCUGCACUGAUUGGUUCAAAGAUUCAGUAGAAGUGUCAGUCAGUUUGGCCAUGUCUUUUUUGAGAUUCUCGCGUUGCGCAUUUACUAAAGCUUCGAUGUCGCUUUUGGUGACAGCCAUGGUCUGAUCGCUACCUCUGCUGCUUCCAUGCACUCAUUCUCCAGGUCUGGAGCGGCGGCUGUGGCAUCUGUAGCGGUGGAUGGUAGCUUAGCCGAUGAGGUCGCAGCUCGUGUCAGUGGGGGUUGUUUCUGUUUUGACUGGCCCAUCAUGCAAUAUAUUUAACAAAUUCACUCUCUUAUUAGACGCAAGUGAAGUCGAUGCUAUAGGCUUUUAAGUAAGGUUGUACAGGUUUUGGAGUAGGAGCCCCUCACUGUUCACGCAUUCACUGUUUCAUUAAACCAGAGAAGAACAUUAUUAACGUUUUUAGCUGACAAAUCAGGUGCCUUCUUUUCCCCAAGAUCGUUUCUGUUAGCGUUAACAACAGGUUUGAUUGACAGCAUUGCUAAGCACCCACUCCCUGCUAAACCAGCGGAUCGGGCAGGAGUGAGCGUUACCUUCAACAGCCUCGCUCUGGACUGUCUCUUUAGUUGCUAUGCUCACGGUCGGAAUUACAAACAUGGGACUUGGCUUCAAAUUUGCUCCUAUAACUGCAGCAUCGAUGAGCUUCAUUUGACUGGAGCUGAACACUAUAGGUGAUGUCGCACUCUUCUUCUUUACAGAUCUGACCCGUAACUUGGCCGUUCCAGGCAAAGCAACAGCAAGUAACAUCUCCAUGGAAACAAGCAGAAUGUAGACGCUCCACCAGAAAAGUUACAUCGCGUGCCUUUAAGAUGUGAAUUAAGAUUUAAAGAAAGUAUUUUGUGAAAGUGAACGCAUUUGAAUAGUGUUAUAAAUAGGUGGUUUCAGAAAGCAGAAUGAAAUGAUGAAUGAAUAAAAACCAUGACGACGCAGUGGCGCAACGGAUUAAAUAUUCGCCCAUCGAUAAGAGGGUCGGAGGUACAAAUCCAGUGCAAAAUACAUACUGUUAUUGUGUCGCCGGGCAAGAUGCUUUGUCACGAUCACCAUUGCCAACUCUAUCUUUAUUUUAACAAGAAGAAAUUCAAAUCAGGUACAGGUAAUCCUUUUGUUUUUUAGCUUUAUAAGAUGUUAUAAUGUCGUUCUCUCAUCAAAAAAAAAAAGCCUGAGAGAUUUUAGGUGUCAUCCAUGCAUGUUUGAGUAAUCUAGCGAUCUCUCAAGGGCCUUAUUUGAACCAUCCUUAGUAAGAUUCUGUGCAAAGCUCCGCCCACAAGCCACACGACAAUUUUCCAUAAAUAUGCAAAUACAUGACACGAAACUGUACACAGCAACUUGACAAAUCUGAAGCACUCUGAAGGGGGAGUGACUUAACACAGGGAGCAAAGAGAGGGGGGACUUUAAAACAUGUUAAUACGUUGUUUUUGGCAAAUAGAGCAUUUUCAAAACAAUAAAAAGUAACAUGGUGACCUAAAUGUGUUAUGUGUUCACAGUUAAUACCGAAUGAACGCAAACUUAACUCUAAACCCGGAGUUAUUUCAAUCUGCUUUCUGAAACUUGCCUCUAAAAAUCUGUGCUGGCUUCACUAAAUAAAUAUAUUGAGUAUUUAAAUUAAAAUCUGUAUUAAACAAUCGUAUUAUUGAGCUGUUUUUAGGCAAACGUGGAAGAUUUUUGCUGUUUUAUCCGAGCCGUGAAUGUUUUCGUUGAAUUCAGUAAUUUUUGUGUUUUCAAAUUUUAAGUUGAAAUGCUGUCGAAAUAAUCAGGGUUUAACCAAAUCUAUAUUGUACAUAAGAGUUGGUAGCGAGGUAGAUUUCUGUAUGUGGCUUGUACAGUGAAAAUGACACUUAAAAUUCUGAAAAAUGUUGGAAAAAAACAUCUAAAAUUGUGAAAUUGUAAUUGUACAUAAUGUUUGUAGAAAUAUGACUUUGUUUUUAUGGGAGUUUUCCACUUGUUUCAAUGUGGCAAUAAGUCCAAAAUGAACCAGAGAGAGAAGAGGAACUAUAUAAUUAUUUAAAUGAAAUUAAGUAAUAUUUUAAACAUUUUUAAUAUGUCAUAGGAGCUGAUAUAAGCGGGACUAAACACCUUUUCAAAUUUCAAAUAGAGCUGUUAAACUGGGCAGUACCUGAAGGACUA